AUGAGUAGUGAAACGGUGUCGUUGAAGAAGACAAAGAAGAAGGAUGGUUUAGGGUGGAUGGUUUGGUUAAGAGGAUGGGUUAAUGUUUUGCAAGAGAUUCUUUUGCAAAGAAUAAUGGCUUCUCACUUACAAAACCCAUUUCCUCUUCCUUCUCUUAACCACCUAACAUGCAUUGUCACUGGCUCCACUAGUGGCAUUGGCUCAGAGACCGCUAGGCAGCUUGCAGAGGCUGGUGCUCAUGUUGUUAUGGCCGUAAGGAACAUUAAAGCUGCUCAUGAGCUCAUUCAACAAUGGCAGACCAAGUGGUCUCAUAGUGGUGAGAGCCUUCCACUUAAUAUUCAGGCGAUGGAACUUGAUCUUCUCUCUCUAGAUUCCGUUGUCAGAUUUAGCAAUGCGUGGAACGCACGGUUAGGCCCUUUGCAUGUUCUGAUUAACAAUGCCGGCAUGUUUUCUAUGGGAGGGGCACAAAAGUUCUCAAAAGAUGGAUAUGAAGAGCAUUUGCAAGUGAACCAUUUAGCUCCAUCUCUGCUUUCACUACUCCUAUUGCCUUCGCUCAUCCGUGCUUCCGGAAGUCGAAUCAUUAAUGUCAAUUCUGUUAUGCAUUAUGUUGGUUUUGUCGAUCCAGAUGAUAUGAAUGUUGUUUCUGGUAAAAGAAAGUUUUCAAGCUUUAUAGGAUAUUCAAGCAGCAAACUAGCUCAGGUUAUGUUUAACAAUGUUCUUUUUAAAAAACUGCCUUUGGAAACCGGCAUCAGCGUCGUUUGUUUAUCCCCUGGAGCUGUCCAAACCAAUGUUACUAGAGAUCUUCCAAGACUUGUUCAAGAUCUUUACAUUGCCUUGCCUUACUUCAUUUUUUCGCCACAAGAAGGUUGUAGAAGCUCACUUUUCUCGGCGACAUAUCCUCAAAUUCCAAAAUACUGCGAAACGUUGAAAACCGAUGAUAAAUCUGUUUGCGCAUUCAUAUCUCAAUAUUGUCAACCCAUAGAUUCUUCAGAAGAAGCUCAAAACGAAGAAACGUCGAACAAAGUUUGGGAGAAGACAAUAGAGUUGAUCGGUCUUCCUGUCGACACAUUGGAAAGACUUAUAAAAGGAGAAGAAGUCCAAUGUCAUCAUGGAGCAUUGGAACUUACUAACAAAAAAUCUUUCGAAAAUACUAUUGCUGCUACCGUUACAUGCACUAACGCCGUUUGUCGCCGUGACGACCCAAUCAUCCGUUUUCCUUUCCGUUUAAAAUCCAAACAACCAACAUCUUGCCGUUACGACUCAGGAUUCGAUUUAACGUGCGAUCAUAACGCCGUUAACCGGACCACCAUAACGCUAGCGUUUUCCGGUAAAUUCACCGUCGAGGAGAUCGAUUACGCAGCUCAAGAGAUUUGGAUCAACGACCCAAACAACUGUCUUCCUCAACGGAUCUUAACGUUAAACCUCUCUACGACGCCGUUUAGUGGCGUUUACUCACGUCGUUUCACCUUUUUCAACUGCCCGACUUCAGAGUAUCUCCGUUUCAGGCCGUUAAAUCCCAUUACGUGUUUGAGCGGUAAAAACAGCACGGUGUUUGCUACUGCCUCGCCUAGAGUGGUGAACUACUUGUCGUCUCAAUCAUGCCUGUUAAUGAAAACCGUUGAGGUUCCGGUUCGUUGGCCGUUUUAUGAGCAAAUCGUGUCGUCUUCGGAUUUGAGUGAUAACCUUUGGCUCACUUGGAGGGUUCCGAGAUGUAGUGAGUGUGAGAUUAGAGGUGGCAAGUGUGGGAUUAAGAGUAAUUCCUCUCGUGAAAUAAUUUGCUCUGGUGCUCAUCAUAAACCAGAUAUUCCGAGGGGAGCUCAUUAUGCAAUAGCCAUCGGUGCCGGAAUCCCUGGAACGUUAAUCCUUUUUGGUCUUCUAUGUUUCGUUUACAGCAAAAUCAACUCCUGCAUCAAACGACGUCGUCUUGUUCCAAGCUUGGAAACAAACGAUACUCAAGCUCAUUCUUCACAGUCCAAUAUCAUAAUAAUGGGCCUAGAUGGGCCAACCAUAGAAUCGUAUCCAAAAAUAGUAUUGGGAGAGAGCAAAAGGUUGCCCAAAGUAGACGAUGCCACGUGUCCUAUCUGUCUCUCAGAGUACGAGCCAAAGGAGACGCUUAGGACGAUACCAUUGUGUCAACACUGUUUUCACGCAGACUGCAUCGACGAGUGGCUGAAAUUAAACGGGACUUGUCCGGUGUGUCGGAAUUCUCCGGAACAGCAUGAAAAUGUUGAUUCUUAG
This is a messenger RNA of Arabis nemorensis, 2238 nucleotides long. NCBI's taxonomy places the organism in Eukaryota, Viridiplantae, Streptophyta, Magnoliopsida, Brassicales, Brassicaceae. The record is from the annotation of a GenBank genome assembly.